Molecule: messenger RNA, 2250 nt
Organism: Wasmannia auropunctata (little fire ant)
Lineage: Eukaryota; Metazoa; Arthropoda; Insecta; Hymenoptera; Formicidae
Exons: 1
Coding region: 1-2250 (749 amino acids)
Molecular function (GO): zinc ion binding; nucleic acid binding
Source: RefSeq, a predicted model, not a curated record
AUGGCGAGGCCUCUGCUCAAACCAGCAAUCGUCAGUGUGGAAAGAGUCCAGAUAGAUAGAAGUAAGUUUGGACCACAGCCAGGAGUCGGGAGUGAGGUGGCCUCCCCACCUUCAUCGGCUGACCAAUACGAGGAAGCGUUGUCUGAAACCCCUGUGACAAGGUCCAGGGGAACGAAGACGGAUAAGGAAAAACAAAACAUGGAUAUAGAAUUUGUGUCUACCUUCCAGAUUGAGGAAUCAUCCAGGCCCUCGACGUCUAGGGAGAGUGAUUUGGAGAUCGUCUCGGUAGAGGCAGGACCAAGAUCCAGGAGUGGAUCCACCUCAUCGGUCUCCUCGGGAAGAAUAAGACCACCCCCCAUAAAGAAGGGGCAAAAGAGAAAGAAGGCACUGGAGUCGCCAGAGGCAAAUAUAGAAGAGGACGAAGAGAGAACACAUUUCUCGGAUACUCAGAGGAGGGAAGUUGAUAGAAGACUGGAGGAUAUCGAGCUUCUUUCAUCCGCAGAUAUGGCUGUAAGAGCCAUCGAAUGGCUAACGGAGACAGAAAGGUUGAGAAACAAGUCCAAGAAUAUAAAGAGGUCUUUUACAAGAAAGAUGAAAAUAAAUGUAGGCGCCACAACAGAAAUCGUUAAGGUACUUGCAAUGAGAGCGUCCCAAGAGGGAGAUGUUAGCUUUCUCAGGACAAGAAUCAUCGACAUGCAAAAAGAAUUGAACGACAUGAGAGAGGAGAACCAAAAUCUCAAGCUCCAAAUGGAAGAGCUCCGACGCGGAGCGAACAUGAGGAAGAGCCCAACCAGAAGCGACGAACCGAGAACCGAGGAUCUUCAGGGACGUGUAGCCCUGUCACCUGACCCUCCACUUGGGAUGGAGGUGGAUAUAAGCCCGGAUACGGUUACAAGACGUUACCCCGAGAGGGGUGCCCGUGGCGAACCGAAAAGAGGAACCCCGCAUCUCUCCUCAAGGAAGCCUUCGGACCAGAUGGGGGAGGACUUUUUUGAGAAGCUCAAUACUACGAUUAGCAAUGCUGUGGUUAACUCAUUCAGAUCUUUAAUGACUAAUGGAGUUCUGGGAGAGGAGUUGCGCGCCAGAGAACAAAAUGUUGCUGAACAGAUUAGAGCUCGUGAGGAGAGGGGCUGCGGUUCAUCCUCUAUGGCGGCUGAGCCCCACACCAUAGAAACGGUGGACGAUGGACUUAGACAGAAGUGGACAGAGACUACCGGGAAUCAAAGAAGAGGCAGCCGCCGAACACGUGGAAAGAGAGCUACUGCUCAGAUAAUGGAUGAGAGGAUGCUAACAGAUGAACUUGGCAACCGAGCGGAAUAUCCCCCGCUCCCUGCUGCGAGAAACGGAGGCGCCCAGCUGGCCCCUGAGAUCGUACAAACACCACAAAGGGAGAGAGAAGUGAGCGGCGAAAUGGAUCAAACGAGGGGAGCCAGAAAGAUCGCAAGGUUACCGCGAGUACGAGCUCUGCGUUCUUCGGCGAUCACGAUUUCCAGCCCGGAGGGGGGUCCGACGUAUUCAGAAAUAAUAAGGAAAGCCCGUAACGAGAUUACUUUGGAAGAAAUAGGGAUCAAAGAAACUAGAAUGAGGAGUACGGUCGCGGGAGGUGUGUUAAUUGAGAUCCCAGGUGAAAACACCUCACCAGCCGCGGACACCCUGGCUAGGAAACUGAGGGAUGCAUUCCAGGAGACGAACAUCCUGAUUAAAAGACCCAUGUUAAGAGGCGAGAUUAGACUAACGGGCCUUGAUGCAUCAGUGACGACGGACGAAUUGAUAGAGACACUGGCUAAAGCUGGUGAGUGCGAUUCCACGAAUGUUCGAUUGGGUUCCUUUAGAAUAGCCAGGAACGGACAGAGGACGGUAUGGCUGCAAUGCCCCUUGUACUCGGCGCACAGGCUGGCCGAGUCUGGCAGACUCCGGGUAGGAUGGUCCACCGCGCUGGUGACGUUACUCAGGAGGCGACCGUUGCAGUGCUUCAAGUGCUUCGCAACGGGCCAUGUAAGAGACAGGUGUCCGAGCGGGGUGGACAGGUCGGACAAAUGCUUCAACUGUGGUGAACCAGGACACACGGCAAGGGACUGUGGUAGACCCCCGUGCUGUCCCAUAUGUAAGGAAAAAGGAUUGAGACACGACCACAGAGCGGGAUCGGAGGUAUGUCCACCAUGCCCUCCAAGAAGAGAUCAGCGGGGAAGCCCGCGAAGAACGGAGGCUCGGGCCAAUCGGAGUGGGGCCGAAACGACGAGAACAGAAUAG